UUCUCUCUCUACUUGUCUGGAUUCAGACACCCACUUGCAUAAGCGUGUUGAAGUCAAAAAGCCACCAUCUUUCUCUCUCUCCCCUUCUCUCUCUCGUGCUCGCUCUUGCUUCCGUCUCGUAAUAUUCACCACAUUUUGCUAAAAUGGCAACAUCCAGAAAACCCAUGCCGGCCUCUCCAAGAUUUGCCAAGGAUUUAGCUCAGUUUUGAUCCCGGCCGAUACAUACACCUAUACGUACAGUCUCUCUUCCUCUAGAUACCCUCAAGAUUCAGCUCCUCUGGUGAUUUCUCCCUUCAACGCUGAAAUGCGUGCUCGAGAUUGGUGGGUGAUCGUCGUCCUCGUAGAACUAUGCUUCUGGGUCUCGAAUUCUCAGAACCUCACGUGCCAUCCACGUGACCUCGAGGCCUUACGGGACUUCAUAGCGAAUAUUGUCCCCAAACCAGAUGGUUGGAGCUCGAAUUCUUCCGCAGAUUGCUGCGGAUGGGUCGGAAUCUCUUGCAAUUCUUCGUCUUCGCUCGGUUUGAACGAUCCCGGUAACACUGCCAGGGUUACUAAACUGGAGCUUGCGAGCAGGAGACUGUCGGGGAGGUUGUCUGAAUCUCUGGGACGGUUGGAUCAGAUUAGGGUUCUCAAUCUCUCCCGAAAUUUCAUCAAGGACUCGAUCCCUCCGGCCAUUUUCGAUCUGGUAAACCUAGAAACCUUUGACUUGAGCUCUAACGAUUUGUCUGGUCAAAUCCCAGAGAGCAUAAAUCUUCCUUCGCUGCGAAGUCUGGAUCUUUCCUCCAACAGGUUGAAUGGUUCGCUUCCCGCGCAUGUAUGCCAGAAUUCUUCCGAGCUUAGGCUUAUCGGAUUAGCGGUGAACUAUUUCUCCGGCGAAUUUCCAUCUGGGUUUGGGAAAUGUGUUUUGCUCGAACAUCUCUGUCUGGGUAUGAACAAUCUCACUGGUAACAUACCUGAGGACGUGUUUCAUCUACAAAGGUUGAAUCUUUUGGGCGUUCAAGUAAACAGUUUGUCUGGGCCGCUGAGUCCUGAAGUUGGUAAUCUCUCCGGCCUUGUCCGUCUCGAUAUUUCCUCGAAUAGAUUCACUGGUGAACUCCCUGGUGGGUUUGGUAGGUUGCCCAAGUUCCAGUUUCUUAUUGCUCACAGUAAUGGAUUCACUGGUGGAAUCCCCAGUUCCUUGUCGAAUUCAAGGACGUUGAACUUGCUUAACCUGAGGAACAACUCUUUGAGUGGUCCUUUGAUCUUGAACUGCGCGGUCAUGACUAACUUGACCUCUCUUGAUUUGGGUACCAAUAAGUUCAAUGGCUCUUUGCCCGAAAAUCUUCCAUCUUGUAGGCAGUUGAGAAAUGUCAAUCUUGCCCGGAACACCUUCCAUGGCCAGCUACCGGAGAGUUUCAAGAACUUCCAGAGCCUCUCUUAUUUCUCGCUUUCAAAUUCCAGCUUUGUUAAUAUCUCUUCAGCGCUUCAGAUCCUUCAGAACUGCAAGAACCUGACAACUCUGGUCCUAACGUUGAAUUUUCACGGAGAGGCAUUACCAGAUGACCCGAGUCUUCAUUUCGAGAAGUUGAAGGUUCUUGUGGUUGCAAAUUGCAGGCUCACUGGUUCAAUGCCAAGUUGGUUGAGCAAGAGCACCAAUCUGCAGUUGUUGGAUCUCUCGUGGAACCGUCUGACAGGUGCUAUCCCGAGCUGGAUAGGUGAUUUCAACGAUUUAUUCUACCUGGAUUUAUCAAACAACUCAUUCACCGGAGAAAUCCCAAAAAGCCUGACUCAGUUACCAAGCCUCAUAAACAGAAACAUUUCACUCGAUGAGCCAUCCCCUGAUUUCCCCUUCUUCAUGAAAAGGAAUGAAAGUGCAAGAGCUCUGCAGUACAAUCAGAUUGUCGGGUUUCCGCCCACACUGGAGCUCGGUCAUAACAAUCUCACCGGACCCAUAUGGGAGGAAUUUGGAAAUCUCAAGAAACUCCAUGUCUUUGAUCUGAGGGUGAACAGAUUGUCCGGAUCAAUCCCCAGCACUCUAUCUGGUAUGACAAGCUUGGAGGUUCUUGAUUUGUCAAAUAACAGUCUGUCCGGUUCAAUCCCAGACUCUCUUCAAAAACUCACCUUUUUGUCAAAAUUCAGCGUUGCUUAUAACAACCUCUCGGGAAAAAUUCCUUCUGAUGGCCAGUUUCUUUCAUUCCCGAGCUCGAGCUUUGAGGGUAAUAACCUCUGUGGUGAGCAUUGGAUUCGGUGUCCGGAAGAUGCACCCAACGGAGUCUCUCACACAUCAAUCAAACGGUCAAGAACCAGAGGCAGUACAGUUGGUAUGGCCGUGGGAAUAUCUUUCGGUACCGUUUUCCUUCUCACCCUUCUGACAGUGAUUGCCAUACGUGCUCAUAGACGAUCAGUAGAAAUUGAUCCAGAGAAAGAGGAACCAGAGAGUACCACUGACAAAGAACUGGAAGAGAUCGGAUCAAAGCUGGUGGUUCUGUUUCCGAACAACGAAAACAACACCAAAGAUCUUUCCUUUGACGAUCUUUUGGACUCCACAAACAGUUUCGACCAAGCAAACAUCAUUGGUUGUGGUGGGUUUGGACUGGUUUACAAAGCCACGCUCCCUGACGGUAGAAAAGUCGCAAUAAAACGCCUGUCGGGAGAUUGUGGUCAGAUAGAGAGAGAAUUCAGAGCAGAAGUGGAAACACUCUCAAGGGCUCAGCAUCCAAACCUCGUUCAACUCCAAGGCUUCUGCUUCUACAAGAAUGACAGGUUACUGAUAUACUCGUACAUGGAAAACGGAAGCUUAGACUAUUGGCUUCAUGAGAAAGUGGACGGACCGGCAUUGUUGGAUUGGAACACGAGGCUGAGAAUCGCCCAAGGAGCUGCAAGAGGGCUCGUGUAUUUGCACCAGUCAUGCGAGCCUCAUAUCCUCCACCGUGACAUAAAAUCAAGCAACAUUCUCUUGGACGAGAACUUUGAGUCUCAUUUGGCAGAUUUCGGACUUGCGAGGCUGAUACGUCCUUACGAAACCCACAUAACUACAGAUCUGGUGGGGACAUUAGGGUACAUUCCUCCAGAGUAUGGGCAGGCCUCAGUCGCUACGUACAAAGGUGAUGUAUACAGUUUCGGGGUUGUUCUGCUUGAGCUUGUAACAGGGAAGAGGCCAAUGGAUAUGUGCAGGCCAAAGGGUUCAAGGGAUUUGAUAUCUUGGGUCGUAAAAAUGAAGAAUGAGAACCGGGCAAGCGAGGUGUUUGAUCCGUUCAUCUAUGAUAAAGAUCACGAUAAGCAGAUGCUUCGGGUUCUUGAUAUUGCCUGCCUCUGUUUGAGUGAGAACCCCAAAGUGAGACCAAGCACUGAACAGUUAGUCUCAUGGCUGGACAACAUGAAGACCUGACCAGUUGGAGAACCAAAAAAAGGGAAGAUCUUUCUGCAGAUAAUCAGACACAAAUAUGUUCUGUAGGGUGAGAUUUCAUGCUCUGUGUAGAUAAUCUCCAGACAAAGCAGUUUUAAGUUUCGAAGUUCGGUUCCUCUUUUUGGGGGUUUGCAGUUCAGUUUCAGACGGGGAGACAAGAUGGAUACAGAGCAGAGAUGCCUGCAAGCCUUUUGUAUGCCAGAAAGAACACAGCAUUGUUCGGAGAGUGCUGUUCCAAGGCAUUUGUAAAGUUUUAACUGUUAUAAUAAGAAGCUUUUCUUCUCUAUUCUUUUUCCCCCCACUCCUUGUGUAAACAGAUGUAUGGUAUAUAUGCCAUCGUUAACAGAUGAAGUUUGUGUUGGUUCUUGAA
Molecule: messenger RNA, 3755 nt
Organism: Tarenaya hassleriana
Lineage: Eukaryota; Viridiplantae; Streptophyta; Magnoliopsida; Brassicales; Cleomaceae
Product: phytosulfokine receptor 1
Exons: 1
Coding region: 305-3367 (1020 amino acids)
Biological process (GO): hormone-mediated signaling pathway; protein phosphorylation
Cellular component (GO): plasma membrane
Molecular function (GO): protein binding; ATP binding; protein kinase activity
Source: RefSeq, a predicted model, not a curated record